Trachemys scripta elegans is the source of this 3665-nucleotide messenger RNA. RefSeq names its product retinol dehydrogenase 7-like. The record is from RefSeq and is a predicted model, not a curated record. The transcript has 5 exons. NCBI's taxonomy places the organism in Eukaryota, Metazoa, Chordata, Testudines, Emydidae. Bases 1 to 1044 code for a protein of 347 amino acids.
AUGCAUCCAAAGCCAACCCGUGACAAUGAAGAAGCCUGUGCCUUGCUUUCAAACUCGGCGCAGAUAGGAAUUUUGGCUUCCGUACUUUUCCUCAUUAUUUGCUGGCUCAUCCGAGACAGUCUUAACGUGAAAGACCUGAAUGGAAAGCACGUCUUCAUAACUGGAUGUGACAGUGGGUUUGGAAACUUGCUGGCUAAACAGCUUGACCAAAGGGGAUUCCAUGUCAUCGCCGCGUGUCUAACAGAAAAGGGAAGCCGAGAACUACUAGCCUGCACAUCCCUCUCACUGAAGACUGUGAUACUGAACUUAACUGACUCCAUCAGCAUUGACAAUGCAGUGGAGUUUGUGAAACAAGAGACAGAUGGGGAGGGCCUCUUUGGUUUGGUAAAUAAUGCUGGAAGAGCAACACCGAUGGCACCCACCGACUGGAUGCAGAUAGAUGAUUUCAACACAAUUCUGGAUGUUAAUCUGAUAGGGUUGAUUGAAAUCACCCUGAAGCUUCUCCCGCUUUUGAAAAAGGCUAAAGGAAGAGUAGUCAACGUUGCCAGUGUUAUGGGUCGCUUGGCAUUUUUAGGUGGUGGCUACUGUUUGUCAAAGUGGGGCGUGGAAGCUUUCUCAGACAUCUUACGGAGAGACAUGCAGCAUUUUGGAGUGAAGGUGAGCAUAAUUGAGCCGGGAUGUUUUAAGACUGGAGUAACUAGUUCAGAGGUCAUUGAGAGAGACCUGCUAAGACUUUGGAACCAACUAACUCCUGAGGUCAGAGAAUCCUAUGGAGAUAAAUACUUUGUUGAGUAUAUAAGAGCUCAAAGAUUUUCAAUGAAAAGAUUGUGCGACUCUGACAUUUCUAAAGUCACAAAAUGCAUGGAGCAUGCCUUGAUAGCAAAAUACCCCAGGACACGCUAUGGAGCUGGAUGGGAUGCAAAGUUCUUUUGGCUGCCCCUCUCCUAUGCACCAACCCUUCUAUCUGAUAUGAUGUUGCGUAUGCUGCUUCCAACUCCAGCAGCCAGUAGGAAAUCAGUAUCCAGAGUUCAACUUGAUGUUUAAUAUUUAGUACACUAGGGUCAAUGCUAAAGUGAUGAUUGUUAUUCUUUUCAAAAUCAGCUGUUCAUUUUCCUACCUGACAGCUUUAAUUCUCUUCAGAAAACACUUUCAUUUUUAUUGAAUUUCAGUCUGGAGAAAGUUUUUCUUUGUUAUAUUCAUCAGAGAUAUAUUUGCAGUAUAACAUUCACCUGCAGAGCUGGUCAAAUAGUAUUUACCAGAUAAAAAGUUUGGUGACUUUGGGCCUUUUAUUUCCCGAAUCAGUCCUUCUAUGUGCAAAUCUAUUCUGCUCUUUAAGUUGGACCAAACGUCAGCCUAUGAAUUAUAUGAUGUUGGUAUGCAAAGUGCAACAUUGUUAAUCCAUAUAUUCUAGUGGAUAGAAUAUACAUGUUCUAUAAGAACACAUUUACUCAAGAACUGAUACAUCUAUUCAUGUUGAAUAUGGGUAUUUGAUUUGAUCAAGUUAAAGCCAUUAGAGUUCACAGCUUUGUGAAGUUCAGUGGCUGGUGUGCAUGAUUCAGUCAAAGUAAGCCCCUAGCAUUUGAAAAAUAUCCACAAAAAGUUAAUUCCAGUGCUCAGCUACAUCUAUGCGCCUAUUUACCAUUCAAUAUGCAGCUACUAUAGUGGGAAUAAUACACAGGUUAUUUCAACAAUAUGUAAUAUAAGUGACAAGCAAUCAAAGACAACUGUUAUCCAUUACCACAAUAUUUAUACAUUACCCUGAUUCCUAAUUUUAGUGUAGUUUUAUCCAAAAAGUAAUACAUAUGUACAUGAUGCCUUUUAUCCUGAGGGAUCCCAAGGGGUCUUGCAUUUCACCCCAUGCUAAUUUUGUGAAGCAGAUCAUUUUGUUUAUGCUGUCAUCGAUUAAUAUUACUAUAUGCAAUGCACUAAGCAUGGUGAAAUACCACUUGCUAAGUGCACUAUAGGUUUUUUCCCUGAUAAGCCGCUGGCAAGUAGCUGACAUGAUGUUGUGCAUGAUGGUUUGAAAAUUGAUAGGGUAAAGGUUUCAUUUACUAGAGAUUUGAGUUGCUGAUUAAUGAUUAAUAUCCAGGUCAAUUAAGUUUACAAAAAUAUCACAGCAAGUCAGAACUUAGAAUAUGUGUGUGUGUUUGUGAGAAAUUAAAGUACUGCACUCAGAGUCUACUCUCUACCAGAGGAAGCAAAUUCAUUUUACCUCAUUUGAUGAUAAUCACACAUUUAUAAAUAUUUUUCCCCGUCUGGUCUGAUGGCUUGAAAGAGCCUACAUCUGAGAGAAACUAAUGUCAUUUAUCACCCUAACAGUGGCAGAUUACAAAGAGAGAUUGAAAGUUCAUAGAAAAUGAGCCAUCUUUCAAACAUCAGUCUAGUGUUCAGAAAGGCAACAAGGGAUGGGGAUCAUAAAGUGAAAGAAAUCAGAGAAUAAAGCUGUGAACAAAAACCUUAAAGCCUCUGCUGGACUGAGUACCAUAGCUACUCUCCAUUCAUUGACUCGUGGAAGGGAGGGGAAGCCUUUGCUAUACCUUUUAUUGCGGAGGAGAGGAAGCCCAAACUGGUGCCUGGGGGUCCCUCUGCCAGAAAAAGAAAGUUGUUUUUUUUAAAUCAUGAGCAAACAUAUGCACUAUAUAAACAGUACAGCCCUGAAGAGACUACAUUUUAUUUGUGUCUGAUAACUUACAAAUCUUGUGAAAAAAACAGUUACUAUAUAUUUAAAGUGAACAUGAGGUUUAGCAGUAGAUUUUCAGCACAGCUGAAGCUUUAUGUCUCUGGGUAUAAUUUGCAAAAUUGACACCUGCAUUUUUUAUGGGUGCAAAGGGAGGCCAGAUUUGGGAAACAUAGGCCUCAAUAUCAUCUCUCUCUCUAAAAAUUCAAGUAUAAGAACUUUGUGGGUUUGAGGUAGUUCUUUCCUUCAAAAAAAAAAGAAGAAGCCAAUUUUAAAAAAACAUCUUAUUUUGUAAACUGUUCCACGGAUCACUAGGAACAUCUUAAAGUAAAGCACUGGGGUAAAAUGGAGUUACCAAGCCAUUAUUUGUUUUGCUCUGGUCUGUACUGCCUGAAUAGUCUUAAAGCACUAACUACACUCCCUAUGUCCUAUUCCACCACAAACUGAGCUCAGUGUAAUGGCUUGGAAAGAUCCUCUUUGAAGUAGUCCCUUCUUUGGUAGUUCCAAAAUACUGAUCAGAGACAUUAUAACAGAACUAUGUACUUGAAAAGGUUUACAAAUCUGAAGCCAGAUCCUCAGCUAGUAUUAACUGGUGUAGCUUAGUUGAAGUGAAUGGAGUUACACCAAUAUAUACCAGCUGCCAAUCUGGCCCCUGAUUUUACAGAAUAAGAGAUAUACUGGACAUGCUUACACAGGUUCAUUUGUAAAAUGCAAUUUAUUAUACAAUUUUUGUGCAAAAGACACUGUUCAUAACUUUUCCAGGAUGUAACAAUUCUUAUGUAUUGUAGGAUAUUGCAUUAUUCUUUAAAUUGUGAAUAAAAUGUAUCAUAGAAAAGUUGUAAAAAUGAUAAUGAUUUACAACAUUCCAAGCCAACUUUGGGGUGAGGUGCACUCAUGCACUAAGUUAAAACUGCAAGCAACUUAUGCAUGAACGGAGUACAUCUUCUGAAUCACGCUUCGGUGCAAAUCUGCACCAUCAUUAAAAUCA